This is a messenger RNA of Aplysia californica (California sea hare), 1392 nucleotides long. Its product is annotated as p21-activated protein kinase-interacting protein 1-like. NCBI's taxonomy places the organism in Eukaryota, Metazoa, Mollusca, Gastropoda, Aplysiida, Aplysiidae. Gene Ontology annotation, molecular function: protein binding. The record is from RefSeq and is a predicted model, not a curated record.
GUAAUUGAAGAUCACCAAAGUUUACAACACUGACUGAAAGCAUGGCGAGAUGAUAAGAGUCUAGAUUUCUAUGUCAUGUAUAGAUCUGUGUGAUGAGAUUAGACUCCUCAAAGACACCAAACCAGUGGAAAAGACUAUUUGUAGAUUAGUAAGCCGAAGGCCAAGGAAUAAUAGUUUGUGUUAAGUUUGUUUCCUGCAAAGUAUCGACAGGAUGGAGUCCAUUGAAAUCAUUGUCGGAACCUAUGAAAACAUGGUUUUGGGUUUCAGGACAGUACAAAGUGUUGCAAACAAUAACUGCACUUUGGAGACAAGUUUUACAGAUGAUGCCCACAGAGGUGCCUUGAGGUGCCUGUCAGUUUCAUCAAAUGGUAUACUGGCUUCCAGCAGCACAGAUGAUUCUGUUAGGCUACACAGCCUGAAGCGAAGAAAAGAAAUUGGAGGCGUCUUCCAACACACAGGCACAGUCAACUGCCUCACUUUCUAUGGAAAGGGAUACAUGUUUUCUGCCAGUGAAGAUGGGACCAUCUGCAUGUGGAAGUCCAAGAACUGGGAGCUGUUGAGGACUCUAAAAGGCCAUAAAGCUAAAGUUAUGACAGUGGGGAUUCAUCCAACGGGAAAGUUGGGCUUUUCUGCUGGCAGUGACAAAAGCCUUCUCACAUGGGAUCUACUGACUGGGAAACUGGCUUUUCAAAGAAAGCUUCAGGAUGUCGCCCUCUCAAUAUUCUUCACACCCUCUGGAGAUCGCUACGUUUUGCAGUUUGACAGAAGAAUUGAAAUAUGUGAUAUUGAGGACACAAAAACUGUUAAUGUAAUGACUAUGGAUUGGCGUAUCAACUGUCUUGUGCUUGUGAAACAGGACUUUUUGGUAGUUGGUGGUGAGGACAGACAUGUCCAAGUACUGAAUCUGACAAGUGGCAAGACAGUGUUGACAUUAGACAGUGCUGAUCAAGGACAGAGUGAUUUUCAUGGGGAUCUGAGGAGGCGGAACUGGUGCUCAGCUAUGAUGCAGGUGUGAGGUUGACCUGCAUGGCAGUGUACAGACCUGGUUCAGAUACACAGCAGAAAGCAGAAACUGAAGGUCAGGAAGAGAAGCAGCUAAGCAGGGUGAAAAAGGCCAAACGCAGGUCAGAUGACAUUAAUAAUGAGGAGGGAGAGGAAGAGAGCGACACACAAGAAGAAGAAAGUACAGCUAAAGUGGGACAGAAGUCUAAAAGCAAGCCUAAGCAGAAUGGAAAGCCACAGAUGAAGACAUCAGGGUUCGAGUCUACGGCACAACCAGUAAAGAAGCAGAGACUGGAAAAAGUUCAAAGAACUUCAGAGACAGUGAUGACAAAGAAAAAGAAGCUGAAGGGCAAAAAAAAAUAAAGUUUGUUGAAUUGAUCUCCAAAACGA